This is a messenger RNA of Physeter macrocephalus (sperm whale), 2486 nucleotides long. It is a transcript of the gene ACVR2B, whose product is annotated as activin A receptor type 2B. The transcript is spliced from 12 exons. NCBI's taxonomy places the organism in Eukaryota, Metazoa, Chordata, Mammalia, Artiodactyla, Physeteridae. Gene Ontology annotation, cellular component: plasma membrane; activin receptor complex. The coding region runs from base 340 to 1965 and encodes 541 amino acids. The record is from RefSeq and is a predicted model, not a curated record. Gene Ontology annotation, molecular function: activin binding; ATP binding; activin receptor activity. Gene Ontology annotation, biological process: activin receptor signaling pathway; protein phosphorylation; cellular response to growth factor stimulus.
CUCAGAAGUGGUUCGGGUUUCAGAGAGGCGGCGAUUGUGGGUGGCCGGGCAGCCUGCCUGCCGCUCCCGCCCACCACCCUGACCGCGCCGCCAGGUUUGCAGCGCGCCUCGCCCGAGGGGCCGGGGCCUCUGCGCCGCUCGGCGCCCCUGUGCGCGCACCUGGCAGCAGACGUGGGCCUAGCGGAGCGCCGGACAUGUCCUCCCCGGCGAGCCCAGCAAGCGGGCUGGCCGCCGGGCGCCCUGGGGAGGGGGCGCCGCCCUGGGCCUGGAGCUCCGAGCCCGUGGACCCUGUGGCGGGGGCGCCGCCUCUCCCCAAAGGAAAAGCAGCCGAGCAGAAAAAUGGGAAUGGAUGCGAACAGGCAGUUCUCAGAAGGGGCUGAUGAACACAGACAUGAUCAUUCUCACAAGCAAUCAGGAAAUGUGGAUCAAAACCAUGAUGUACGAUUUCACCCUGACCAGCUCUCUCCCCCGGGCACAGGUUCCGGGCGCGGGGAGGCCGAGACGCGGGAGUGCAUCUACUACAACGCCAACUGGGAGCUGGAGCGCACCAACCAGAGCGGCCUGGAGCGCUGCGAGGGCGAGCAGGACAAGCGGCUGCACUGCUACGCCUCCUGGCGCAACAGCUCAGGCACCAUCGAGCUCGUCAAGAAGGGCUGCUGGCUGGAUGAUUUCAACUGCUACGACAGGCAGGAGUGCGUGGCCACCGAGGAGAACCCCCAGGUGUACUUCUGCUGCUGCGAAGGCAACUUCUGCAACGAGCGCUUCACCCACCUGCCUGAGGCGGGCGGCCCGGAAGUCACGUACGAGCCACCCCCGACAGCCCCUACCCUGCUCACUGUGCUGGCCUACUCGCUGCUGCCCAUCGGGGGCCUCUCCCUCAUUGUCCUGCUGGCCUUCUGGAUGUACCGGCAUCGCAAGCCCCCCUAUGGCCACGUGGACAUCCAUGAGGACCCUGGACCUCCACCCCCAUCCCCUCUGGUGGGCCUGAAGCCACUGCAGCUGCUAGAGAUCAAGGCUCGGGGGCGCUUUGGCUGUGUUUGGAAGGCACAGCUCAUGAACGACUUUGUGGCUGUCAAGAUCUUCCCACUCCAGGACAAGCAGUCGUGGCAGAGUGAACGGGAGAUCUUCAGCACACCUGGCAUGAAGCAUGAGAAUCUGCUGCAGUUCAUUGCCGCUGAGAAGCGAGGCUCAAACUUGGAGGUGGAGCUGUGGCUCAUCACGGCCUUCCACGACAAGGGCUCCCUCACGGAUUACCUCAAGGGGAACAUCAUCACAUGGAAUGAACUGUGUCACGUGGCAGAGACAAUGUCAAGAGGCCUCUCAUACCUACACGAGGAUGUGCCCUGGUGCCGUGGCGAGGGCCACAAACCAUCUAUUGCCCACAGGGACUUUAAGAGCAAGAAUGUAUUGCUGAAGAGUGACCUCACGGCCGUGCUGGCUGACUUUGGCCUGGCUGUUCGGUUUGAGCCAGGGAAACCUCCGGGGGACACUCAUGGGCAGGUGGGCACACGGCGGUACAUGGCCCCUGAGGUGCUCGAGGGAGCCAUCAACUUCCAGAGAGACGCCUUUUUGCGCAUCGACAUGUACGCCAUGGGCCUGGUGCUGUGGGAGCUCGUGUCCCGCUGCAAAGCUGCCGAUGGACCUGUGGACGAGUACAUGCUGCCUUUUGAGGAAGAGAUUGGCCAGCACCCGUCACUGGAGGAGCUGCAGGAGGUGGUCGUGCACAAGAAGAUGCGGCCUGCCAUCAAGGAUCACUGGCUGAAACACCCGGGCCUGGCUCAGCUCUGCGUGACCAUUGAGGAGUGCUGGGACCACGACGCAGAGGCUCGUCUGUCCGCCGGCUGCGUGGAGGAGCGGGUGUCCCUGAUCCGGAGGUCUGUCAAUGGCACUACCUCGGACUGUCUUGUCUCCCUGGUGACCUCCGUCACCAAUGUGGACCUGCCCCCGAAGGAGUCGAGCAUCUAAGCCCAGGACAUGAAUGGAUCUCCAGACUCAGUGGAUCUGAAGAGGAAAGAAAAAAAAAAAAGUUGUGUUUUGUUUUGGAAAUCCCAUAAUACCAACAAACACGUAAAAUGCAGCUGCUAUUUUACCUUGACUUUUUAUUAUUAUUAUAAUUAUUAUUAUUAUUAUUAUUAAUAUUAUUUUUUGGAUUGGAUCAGUUUUUACCAGCACAUUGCUCUACUGUAUCGCAAACAGCGGACACGUCAGCAGGCGUUGAGGUGCUGAGCUGUGAAUGCAGAACCAGCGCCGUGCUGAAGAGCCUCGGCCACCUCCUGCCCUUCGGGGUUCAUUUUUCCCUCUUUCUCUUUGUUUGUUGUCUCAGAAUCUGUGACACAAAGAAACCCAUCUCCUGUCUUAGGAAACUUAAUGCUGCAAACUCUACCUAGAGGAACCUUUGAAGACUGUUACAUAAGAACACAUCUUCCUCAAAAGAGGAGUUCCCCUCUGUCCUCGUCCCCCACCCCCCCCACCCCCCACCCCCCGCC